Messenger RNA from Budorcas taxicolor (takin), 6062 nucleotides. RefSeq names its product period circadian regulator 2 (gene PER2). Gene Ontology annotation, cellular component: nucleus; cytoplasm. Gene Ontology annotation, biological process: circadian regulation of gene expression; negative regulation of transcription by RNA polymerase II; entrainment of circadian clock by photoperiod. The record is from RefSeq and is a predicted model, not a curated record. The coding region runs from base 71 to 4060 and encodes 1329 amino acids. Gene Ontology annotation, molecular function: transcription cis-regulatory region binding; transcription corepressor binding. The transcript is spliced from 23 exons. NCBI's taxonomy places the organism in Eukaryota, Metazoa, Chordata, Mammalia, Artiodactyla, Bovidae.
GUCGGCGGACCGCGCACGGAUCGUCCGGCGGACUGGUUAGGACGCGGCUCCGCUCUGCCCCGGAGCCAGCAUGGACGGCUGCGCCAACCACAUGCCCAGCCCCAGCAGCCCCUCCGAGGAGCCCGCGGAGCCCCGGGCCAGCCAAGCCACCCUCCAGGAGGACGUGGACAUGAGCGGUGGCUCAAGCGGGAACGAGACCAGUGAGAACGGCUCGACGGGGCGGGACUCGCGGCACAGCGGCUGUGGAGACAGCGGCCGGGAGCCGGGGCUGCUGCUGGGGCCGCCAAGCGCGCGCCAGGGUCCUGAAACCUUUGGCCUGAUGAUGGCAAAGUCUGAACACCACCUGUCCACCAGCGGCUGCAGCAGCGAGCAGUCCACCAAAGCCGACGCCCACAGAGAGCUCAUCAAAACCCUGAAGGAGCUGAAGGUCCACCUCCCCGCGGACAGGAAGCCCAAGGGGAAGGCCAGCACCUUGGCGACCCUUAAGUACGCCCUGAGGAGCGUGAAGCAAGUAAAAGCCAGUGAGGAGUACUACCAGCUGCUGAUGUCCAGCGAGAACCACCCUUGCAGCACCCACGUGCCCUCCUUCACCGUGCAUGAGAUCGAGGGCAUCACCUCCGAAUUCAUCGUGAAGAAUGUGGAUAUGUUUGUGGCCGCUGUGUCCCUGGUGACCGGGAAGAUCCUGUACAUCUCUGACCAAGUGGCCUCCAUCUUUCGCUGUAAGAGGGAUGCCUUCUACAACGCCAAGUUUGUGGAGUUCUUGGCGCCCCAUGACGUGAGCGUGUUCCACAGCUCCACCACGCCGUACAAGCUGCCACCCUGGAGUGACCGCCGCCAAGCAGACUCUUUUACUCAAGAAUGUAUGGAGGAGAAGUCUUUCUUCUGCCGAGUCAGUGUCGGCAAAAACCACGAGAGCGAGAUCCGCUACCACCCGUUCCGCAUGACGCCCUACCUGGCCCAGGUGCGGGAGCAUCAGGGCGCGGAGAGCCAGCUUUGCUGCGUGCUGCUGGCGGAGAGAGUGCACUCGGGCUAUGAAGCCCCUAGAAUCCCUCCUGAAAAGAGAAUUUUUACGACCACACAUUCGCCCAAUUGUCUGUUCCAGGACGUGGACCAAAGGGAGUGGGGAGCCAGCCUCGUUCCUGGAGAUGAUGGGCCGGCCGCCGCUCCUGGAGGCCGUGUUCUGGCCGGCAUCCUGAGCGCGGCCGUGACCCCGCGUCACUGGCCUUGCAGGGCCGUCCCUCUUCUGGGCCACCUGCCCCAGGACCUGAUCGAGACCCCCGUGCUCGUGCAGCUGCACCCCAGCGACAGGCCCCUGAUGCUCGCCAUCCACAAGAAGAUCGUGCAGUCUGGGGGGCAGCCCUUCGACUACUCCCCGCUCCGGUUCCGCGCCCGAAAUGGGGAGUACGUCACACUGGACACCAGCUGGUCCAGCUUCAUCAACCCCUGGAGCAGAAAGAUCUCCUUCAUCAUUGGGAGACACAGAGUGAGGCUGGGGCCUCUGAACGAGGACGUGUUCUCUGCCCCGCCGGGCCUGGAGGAAAAGGCCCCGCAGCCCAGCGUCCAGGAGCUCAUGGAGCAGAUCCACCGGCUGCUGCUGCAGCCCGUGCCCCACAGCGGCUCCAGCGGCUACGGGAGCCUGGGCAGCAACGGGUCCCACGAGCAUCUCAUGAGCCAAACCUCCUCCAGCGACAGCGCCGGCCAGGAGGACCCCUGCCGGAGGAGAGCCGAAAUUUGUAAAAAUGGUAACAAGGCCAAAAGCAAAAGUCAUUACCCUGAUGAAUCUGGAGAACAAAAGAGCAAGCCAGCUUCAGAAAUGCAGAGCGGUUCCCCGACUCCGAUGAAAGCUGCUGCGGCUGCCGAGAAGGACAGCUCCGGGGCCAGCCUGCCCGAGGCCAGCCCUCCCGAGGGGCUGGCCUGCAGGGACCCGCCGGCCGCCUCCUACCAGCAGAUCAGCUGCCUGGACGGCGUCAUCAGGUACCUGGAGAGCUGCAGCGAGGCGGCCACCCUGAAGAGGAAGUGUGAGUUCGCUGCGAGCCUCCCCACGCCCCAGGCCGGCGACAAGCGCCUGGCCCUCGCGGGCCCCGGGCCACACGCCGCAGAGGCAGCAUCGCCCUCCCCAGUGAAGAGCCGCACGGACGUGGGCGCACGGCUGACGUCGCUGACGCUGCCCGGCAAGGCGGAGAGCGUGGCGUCCCUCAGCAGCCAGUGCAGCUACAGCAGCACCAUCGUCCACGUGGGCGACAAGAAGCCACCGCCAGAGCUCGAGCUGCUGGGAGAUGCUGCUGCGAGCGGGCCCGAGUCUCUGCAGUGCCCGGCAGGCCCUGCGCUGCCCUGCGGCCUCAGCCAGGACCAGGAGGCCUUCUGGAAGCUGGGCCUCACCAAGGAGGUGCUGGCCGCCCACACCCAGAAGGAGGAGCAGAGCUUCCUGCUGCGGUUCCGGGAAAUCAGGAAACUCGACGUUUUCCAGUCUCGCUGCCAUCAUUAUCUGCAAGAAAGGCCCAAGGGGCACUUGAGCAACAGGACUGCUCCCAGACUAAGAAAUACCUCUGGAAUAGACUCCUCUUGGAAAAAAAAUGGGAAAAACCGAAAACUGAAGUCCAAACGUGUCAAGCCUCGCGACUCCUCGGGCAGCACUGGGUCUGGGGGGCUGGCGCCCCAGCGGCCCCCACUGGUCAGCCUGAACACCACGGCCUGGUCCCUGUCGGACACGUCACAGUCCAGCUGCCCAGCGGUGCCCUUCCCUGACCCAGUGCCAGCGUACUCCCUGCCCUUGUUUCCAGCCCCAGGAAUAGUGCCCGCACCAGGGACCGUGGCCACAGGGUCCGGGGCUGCCCACACCAACCUUGCAGUGCCCAUGGAUGCCCACCAGGCGCUCAGGGUCCAUCCCACGCCGUUCGCCGGCCCCGUGGCCCCAGUCAUGGCAUUGGUCUUGCCUGGCUACUCCUUCUCCCCGGUGACCCCAACCUUGCCCGCAGCCUUCUUCCCCAACCAGCGGAACUUUGCAUCUGAGAUGUCUCCUGCCUCACAGCCCGAGUUCUUCCCCGAUCGGACCUCAGCCCCCAAACAGCCGUGCCCAUGUGCCCCGGCAGAGCAAGGGCAGUCCGCGUCGCGGGUGGCUACCCUGGGAACCCCGCCCUCGGCCGCCGGGCUCCCAGACAGGAACUCCCCGGCACUCUUCCAGUCCCGCGGAAGCUCACCACUGCAGCUCAACCUGAUGCAGCUGGAGGAGGCCCCUGAGGGCACCGCGGCAGCCACAGGGGCUGUGGGGACCGUGGGUGCAGGCACCAACUGCAAACCUGGCUCGUCCUGGGACUGGCAGCCCCAGUCACCUCCAACCCGCAAGGAGCCGGCGGAUGCCCCGAACAGCGACGCCCUGUCCUCCUCCAGCGGCCUCCUCCACCUGCUGCUGCACGGGGACCUCUGCUCGGCCACAGGCUCCGCGCUGUCCGGGAGUCGGGCCUCCGCCACCUCCUGCUCCCUGGGCUCGGGCUCCCUGGGCUGCGAUGCGUCCAGAAGCGGGCCAGGCAGCGGCAACACGAGCCACACCAGCAGGUAUUUCGGAAGCGUCGACUCUUCGGAGAAUAACCAUGGAGCAGCGGCGAAGGCGGAGGUGGGCGGGACUGAGCGCCUGCUCAGGGGUGUCCUCCAGGACCCCGUCUGGCUGCUGAUGGCCGACACGGACGACAGCGUCAGGAUGACCUACCAGAUGCCUGCACGAAACUUGGAGACGGUCCUGCAGGAAGACAGGGAGAAGCUGAAGGCACUGCAGAGGUUCCAGCCCAGGUUCACGGACGGGCAGAAGCAGGAACUGCAGGACGUCCACCCGUGGAUGCGGUUGGGCGGCGUGCCCACGGCCAUCGACGUGGCGGGAUGUGUUUACUGUGGAAACGAGGGAGAAGACAACCUCUGUGUGUCAUACGAGGAAGACAUCCCUACGCCGGGGCUCAGCGAAGUGACAGAGACCAAGGAAGGGGAGAGUGGGCCCGCCCGCGGCCCGGAAACGAGCGGCAGGCGCAGCGCCCCUCCCCAGGGCGGCCGCGCCGCCAGCGACGUCCGCUAGGCGGCGCUCUGGGGCGGGGCCGGGUUCGCGCGCGUCUCCGGUGAGACGGACGGAUACACUUUUGUGGCUUUUUUUGUUUUAGAAAAAAACCCAUAGUUUCCUGAAGGGGUGAUUUAAAACCAUGGAGGGCAGAAGACGUUUGCGAAGAAAUGCUAUUUUGUAUUUAUGAAUAAAAUACAAAUAUAGGGUGUUAGGGGACAGGGGAAGGAGACCUUCACUAUUUAACUCGAGAAAGACUGCCUGCCUCUUUGGGUCGGGAAGGCGGCUGGGCGCCCCCACGCGUCCUCAGACGGGCCGUCCCGGGUCCGCUGGCUCCCGCGGGCUGUCCCCAGGCCGCGCCCAGGCUGCGCCCACCCGCCGGGGGUCCCAGGGGCUCCCCGCUGCAGCACCGGUCCAGGGCUUGCCCCGCGUUUGUGUUUGUGUUGGGAUCAGAUCAAAUUCUGUCCUCUCCGGGGGCGGCUUUUUCUCUAAAUUAUUUAGUCAGACUGAUGUCUUUGAGACCUACCAAGUGGAGAUCACAGCCUCUGCUUAUUUUCUUUCAAAAACCUCCUUUUCAAAACGUUUCGCAUUAAACGGUGCGUAGUUUGAGAAACCCGCGGCUUCAGCCCCCAGUGCAGCUGCAGCAAACGGUUCAUCUGACAGAGUGUGCGUCCAGGGCGAAUCAGGUUGAACUGCGGGCUGCGGAUGAAAGAAGCCGACAGGUUCCUGUGGCCAGCUCCACCACGGAAGUCACACGUCCUCGGAAACACGGCGCAGACCCUUCCGGGUGUUGCUGCAGCAUCCGUGCACCCUGUUCAGACCGGGAUGCCCGCGUGUCAGUGAAAGCGUGCUGCUGGCCGUCCCCGUCUCGGCACUUGGCCCUCCCAGCCAGGCUGUGACCGCCACGUUUGGGACUCGGCGCGUGUUGGUCCAUCGUUGGCACUUGCCAGGCGUCAGCUCUGGCGCAGCCGAGCCAGCCACUCCUCCUGGCUGAGCUGGGCGCCCCGCACCCUUUUCAUGAGCCUUCGCUCACUGAUGCCGCUUCCGGUCUCUGCAGAGACGUCCCCUAUUGUCGCUGGCACUUUUGGGAGGACACCCGGGGAAGAGUGAGACCAGACUGCUCACCUUUUUGCAAAACCUCACAUCGCAUCGUAUAUCCCAAAGAUAGCUUAGAAGAAAUGUUAUACUGGUCCCUGGAGUGAAUGAGAAGCUGCCCCUGAUGAAACGAUUGACUUAACAGUUGCGCUGAGUCCAUAGCAACUUCAAAGAAAGCAGCUUCCCCCCGGCCGCCCCCGCCCAUCCUUUGAUGGAGAAGCAGCUACUAGAAGAGGUGAAGCCUCCUUGUAAUCCAGUUGGUUUUCAUAGUAAAAUUAUUUUAUGUCUGAAUAUCAACCUUACUUUUCAUAAAUGCAAAAAGUUUAAUUAUUUUUUUAAACGUAAAAGCAGCAUCUUCAGAUCCCCAAGGCAAGGUGUAGUCUGUGAGUUUGUAUGGCGAUCAGAUGCUACGAACGGCUUCUUGCCUGAGUCGGAUCAUCAAGGGAUAGUCAAGGUUGCAUUGACUUUACCUGAACUGCCAAAAGGUUCUCUCCUGUUAUUGAAUGUUUACCAUCAGCAUUAUCUUACUAUUUAUGUCUGCCUGUUGGUUAGGUGCCAUGUAGCUUCGACGCGUGCUGAGCAGUGGACCGUAGGAGCAGCUUGUGAAACUGUUUCCACGGUGCCGACACGCAUCCAGUCUUGUUCUCUCUAAUGUGUGUGCUUACAUGGGCGUUACAAGGCUUCCUCUCAAUUUUAAACUGAGCCUUCUUUUUAACAUAUUCCUGAAAAGGUAUGUAAAUAAGCUCUCAGAGUCUGUGUGGCAACAUGUCAAGCCUUGCCGGACAAGUGGUUUGUUUAUGCUCAAGCCAGACUUUCUCCACCCAGUGCAAUAUGUUUGUUGGGCUGCUUGUGUCUUUUUAUGACUUUUUUGCCUUUUAGAAAAUUGGUAAAUAAAGCAAGUAUAUUUUUAUUUUGUAUAGUUUUAAUA